Cercospora beticola is the source of this 890-nucleotide messenger RNA. Its product is annotated as cell wall mannoprotein 1 family protein. The record is from RefSeq and is a predicted model, not a curated record. NCBI's taxonomy places the organism in Eukaryota, Fungi, Ascomycota, Dothideomycetes, Mycosphaerellales, Mycosphaerellaceae. Gene Ontology annotation, cellular component: extracellular region.
CUUUCACCGUAUGGGGCAAAUAACGGUCCGAUGCUGGUAAAUGCACCCUUUCUCACGAGUGUGAAAAGACACUACGCAGAAUGUCUCCAAUGAUGCACAAAACUACCUCACGGACCUGUCACUCAGUAAAUUCCGCACUUUGCUUGACAACGGCACUAUCCAACUACUUCACCAAUCGCUAAGUGCUGUCGCCCACCAUGAAGCUCCUAAUGUUUGUCACCCUGCUCGACUGCCUCACGACAGUCACCGGCCAAGCACAGAGCAUUGUCGACGCGUUGCAGCUUGUGCAGCAGGGUAUCAGGUACUCCGACUCACUGGUAUACCGCUUCGACGGCAAUCCUUACACAGGCGCACUGGACGCUAUCAACAUUCAAGAAUCAGCCGAUCAAGUCGGCCAUGCAGUCGAAUACUGUAUUGCAGUCGCCAAUGCCUCCCCACUCCUGAACGAUCAAGAUUCUGGAGCAGUCGCCGUCGCCAUUCUAUCUUUGCGCCCAGACGUUGAGACACUGCUCAAGAGGAUUGCUUCCAAGAAAUGGAACUUCGACCAAGUUGUCGUCGGCCUCUUUCCCGUCAGCAAGCAAGUUCAGCAGGCCCUCACAGAUCAGAAAGCUUUGACUAUCGCACUCGGAAACGCCGUCGCGUCAAAGCUAUCCGGAGCCUACAGACAAGCCGCACCUCUCCUUUUGGAAGAAUUCAGCGCUUCAUUUGAUAGUGCCAUCGCGGCAUUUGUCCCUCAGAGUAUCGGCUGUUCAGCGAGAGACAUUGGGACUCUCACCCAGAAGCGCACCCUUCGGCCCAAGGCACCUUCGAAGCAGUUCAAUAGUCAGGGCAUCAGUGACUUCUCGACGUACCAUAAUCUUCAAUAUUAUUACGUAGUCUCAACUGGUUAA